This is a messenger RNA of Penicillium canescens, 1281 nucleotides long. RefSeq lists its product as uncharacterized. The coding region runs from base 1 to 1281 and encodes 426 amino acids. NCBI's taxonomy places the organism in Eukaryota, Fungi, Ascomycota, Eurotiomycetes, Eurotiales, Aspergillaceae. The record is from RefSeq and is a predicted model, not a curated record. Gene Ontology annotation, molecular function: aspartic-type endopeptidase activity. Gene Ontology annotation, biological process: proteolysis. The transcript is spliced from 4 exons.
AUGGCGACCAGGAGAUCAUCGGCAAAGAGACAGCGAACUGAUGAAGCCGACGACAAGAAAGAAAAAUUACCCUAUUUCCCUUCUGCCGCAGAUUUCCUCCGCGACGAGUCCGGAUAUGAAAAUUUGACGUAUGCAGACCUGGCCCCAGAUCUUAGUACCUCCUACGUGGGAAAGUUUCCAGAACCCUCUUCCGCGCCACGGCCUCCGAAACAAACAUGGCCCCAACUGCCUCCCAAUAAGCCGGCCACAGACCCUAACGACUUACCUUUAGAUAAAGGCUGGUCUAUCCUCGAGAAGGAUAUUGAUAAUAACGAUAUUGAUGCACAACUAUCAAGGUGCAAAGAAAGAAUCAAAGAAAACUAUAUGCCUCAAAUAUUUGAGAUCCGACUAAAAGGACUACAAGAGACCCAGAAACAACGAGAGGCAAUGGCAACGAGGAACGGCUUCAAGGGCGGCGACUGGAGUAUUCUUCAACGUGUGAACUCACUGAGGAAGAUAGAAGAAGAACUCGAAAUGGAAGAUAAACACGAUCAGCUUCAGAAUGUACAAGCUUUGCUUCAGUCAUAUCGGGGAGGAGCUCUGCAGUGGCAUCCCGGCUUGGUCACCUAUUGGCAUAAAGGGACUCAACUUUGUCAUCCACGUCCAUUCUAUUGGAAAGAAUUCGAGGUGCUCAAUGCCCACUAUGGUGGUACAUCUGGAUUUUGGAUGGAAGGGUAUGAUGUGGCAGUAAGAAUACCACGCACGAAUUUCUAUGCCGAGUUUGAAUUUGUGUACGAUACCGGGGCAUCUAACGCGGUCAUGUAUCAAGCUGAUAUAGACAUGCUCGAGCGAGCUUCCGGCACGACUGCUCCAUGUAUGGGGUUACAGAAUUGCUCGGGUGUGGGGGGAUCAACCACACGUGGCAUUCCGAAUGUUGAGCUCGAAUUCACGCUUCUCAACUCUACCAAGCAGCGAAUGACAAAAUGGCAGAAAGUGAUGGUUGCCGUCUUUGCAGGCUACAAUACCUGGGACAAUUACCGGUUGGACGGGCCGUGGCUCAGCUUCCUCUUAUACAUGGCAACGGCUCCUCGACACCGUGAUCUGCUACACGUUGCUACUACUAAAAGUGACCUUACGCAAAGGUUGCCUGCUCAAGCUUCACUGAACCCGGUGGUCCAACCGCCGUAUGCAGUUGUGCCGCAAGCCAAUCCCCAACCGCCCUUGGGACCGCUGCCUGGGGGCGCAGUUCCAUUACAAGCGGUAGAGACGAAUAUGCCACCACCGGCCCAGGGCGUCCUGUGA